Messenger RNA from Saccostrea cuccullata (small rock oyster), 1240 nucleotides. RefSeq lists its product as uncharacterized. NCBI's taxonomy places the organism in Eukaryota, Metazoa, Mollusca, Bivalvia, Ostreida, Ostreidae. The transcript is spliced from 2 exons. The coding region runs from base 340 to 804 and encodes 154 amino acids. The record is from RefSeq and is a predicted model, not a curated record.
UGUAAAUAAUAUGUUUUAUGCAUUCAUUUAUAAUUUUACAUUCCUGUGGUUAGAAUGUAGUGUUUGUAAUAUAUUUUUGUAUAUCACAGGUUUCAGGGUUAACAAAGUUAGGUAAUGCAUAGGCUUGGGUUUCGGGGUUUUGCGGUAAUUAGACGUUAGAUAUUGUCACAGAUGUCACGUGAUUGAUAUCACUGUUGAUGCAGCAAGUGUUGGUACAUGUUAUUUUUUGUAUGAAAAGCAUAGCACCGCAAUUACGGAUUAAUCUUGAUUCAACACCAUACAAUUAGUGCAUUUGCGAGCGUAAGACUUAUAUGCACAGUUGAUAUCAAACUUUCAACCAUGCCAAAGAGACAGCCAGCCACAGACGAAACCCCGAGGACGAGAAAGAAAAGAAAAAAUCAAAGUGAAGUGUCAAAACCGGCGGAGCAUCCAACCGUGCAGAUCGAUUAUGAAAAACUUGCAGCUGAAAUUAUAAAGCAACAGGGUAGUAGCCAAUCUCCCAUCACUAACACUGAACAAGUGGCUCCUCAGGACGUGCAAAUUUCAGAUAAUGCCCCUUCCACCGAAUCCAGUGUGCAUGAUGCCGGUCCUUCUUCAGAUGCUACAAGCAACGUAUCAGCAUUACUUAAUCAGCUAUUGAGUUCAGGUGAGCCAGCAACCCCAAAAGUGGCAAAUAGCAUAUCCAUCACUGAUGGGAUUCCCCUCGGUGCAACAGUAGCACAACGCAUAAAACAAAAAAUCUGGGAAGAUCAGUAUUUAGAUUUGCGUGUGCUGCUGCAGCAGCUAGGGAUCCAGUAUCUUUAAAUAUUGCUGCCGGAUCAGUUACAAUACAGCAAAAUGCAACAAAGCCAAAAACGCCUCUGUCCAUUAAUCAGUGGACAGAUGCGUUUUUGAUAUUCACAGCAAUCUAUUUGGAAAAGUCCCCAAGUGAAGCCCCGCAUUUGUUAAAAUAUUGCUUUUUCAUAAGGGAAAUGCACAAAAUGCUAGGCGAAAAGGCUUGGAGAGUCUAUGACGAGAAUUUUAGACAAUUAAAAGAAACAGUUAAUGUCCCCUGGCAAAAACCCAUUGAAGAACUUAGAGUAAAAGCUGCUACAGACACCUGUGUUAAUAACACUGCCUAACAGUUUUUUCCGAAAAUGGCAAGUAGAUCGCAAGUCCGUUUCUGCUAUGCCUUUUAUAAUGGGGAUAAUUUUCAAAUGACCAGUGCCCCUUCUCUCAUACAUGCCAAACAUGCAACGGA